AUGUCCUCCCCCUUGUGGAAUGCAUCUUCUAGCACAUUUGGCAUGUCAAUCCUCACCCUUCAGGCCGACUUUUCCAGUGGCCUCACCCUUUUGACAACGGCUCCCCCUGCCAAUGAAUUCCUCAGAGCUACAGAGGGUCCAUUUGCGGAGUUGAAAGAGCUAGUUAUGCAGCAUACUUCAAUUGCAAACAGACCACAAUUUCAACCCCUCGGUCAUUCAUCUGUUCAGACAGUUGGUGUCAAAAACCCGGAUUGUAGGGGUAAAUGCGGGCCCAGUUCUGCUGGAUGGUACAAGAGGCUCUAA
Molecule: messenger RNA, 303 nt
Organism: Cantharellus anzutake
Lineage: Eukaryota; Fungi; Basidiomycota; Agaricomycetes; Cantharellales; Hydnaceae
Exons: 2
Coding region: 1-303 (100 amino acids)
Source: RefSeq, a predicted model, not a curated record